AUGACAACUUCUUCAAGUUCCACUACGAGUGCUUCGACAACAACAACUACGACGACGUCAACAUCAACUACUACUACUAUGACAACUACCUCAACAAUUACCACAACUACAUCAACGGCAACAACAACUACUACUACAACUGCAACAACUACGUCGAUUUCGACGUCAACGACUACUACAACUACCGCUACAACAGCUACAACAACUACAUCAUCUUCAACGUCAACAACUACUACUACUGAAACAACAAUGACAACCACGACCAUGUCUACAUCCACUUCAACGUCAGCAAGCACUACUACAUCCACGACGACUACUACUGAAAAAGAUGCAUGUUCUCAUUAUCUUUGGAAUCAAACAGGCGUUGUAGUUGCAGGCACAGGCAUAAAAGGUCCAGCUUCUAAUCAAUUCGAUACUUCUGAGUGUUUGGUUAUCGAUGCAAACAAAACACUUUAUGUAUGUGAUCAUCAUAAUAACCGAAUCCAGAAAUGGCUUUCGAGUGCAACAAAUGGGAGCACAGUAGCUGGUGCCAGCGCGGCCACUGGUGCGAGCGCUAUUGGUGAUCCUGAAUAUCUAGCUAUGGACAAAGAUGGAUAUUUGUAUGUUACUGGGCAUGUAUACGAUACCGUUUUACGAAUUUCUCCCAUUUCAUUCGUUGCUACAGUAGUUGCUGGGACUACUAGUUCAGGAACAGGAAAUAAUCAGCUUGAUACACCAACUGAUAUGGUUCUCGAUGAUAAUUUAAAUCUUUACGUUGUUGAUUCAAAUAACAAACGAGUAAUGAAGUGGAUCCCGAAUUCGACAACAGGAAUCGUUGUCAUUAAAUUAAUUGAAUAUCAAACAAAAAUUUGUAUCUAUUUACAUUCAAUUCCAUCUAGAAAAUUUUUAACAUUUUGUUUUCAAUUAAAUCAAUUAAUAACAACACGUCAAAACUAUCCUUUAUCAAUUAUAGCUCAUGAUCAGUACAAACUUGAUGUGAUGUUAGAAGAUGAUUUAUUUAAAGCAACAUUUUCUAAAUUAAAAUCAUUAACAUUAUCAAACAUAGAGACUGAAACUAUAUAUUCUAUUAUAUUUGUUAAAACAGCAGAAUUAUAUCAAAGAUUAGAACGAUUAAAUUUACUAGUUAAAAUCAAGGGAGAAUUUGGCAAAUACGAUGACAUAGAACGCUUAUGUAGUAGUUUGAUAUCAUCAAAAAUGAAAUUAUUAAAAUAUUUUAUGUUAAAUUUUGAACGAUCUUGGAGUGUAUGUGAAUGUAAUUUGUACAUGCGUUCAAAUUACCUUGAUUUAGAAUUUACUGAAUUAGUAGAAGGAGAAAAAUCAUUUAGUCAUUUAGAAACAAUUAUUAUUGGCAGUAUGUCUGAUGAUUGUUAUCUUUCAGAAACAACAAUAUGCUUUCAUAUAUUGAUAGAACAUUUAUUACCAUGUCUACCAAAAUUAAAAAAUUUAAUUAUAGAUUCAAUUCAUUUUGAAACGUUCUAUGAUCGACAAAAAUAUCAAGUAUGCGAAAAGCAUUCUUAG
Molecule: messenger RNA, 1518 nt
Organism: Rotaria sp. Silwood1
Lineage: Eukaryota; Metazoa; Rotifera; Eurotatoria; Philodinida; Philodinidae
Source: the annotation of a GenBank genome assembly